UGUUGCUUUAAGCUGGACCUAGAGAAAGCGACGGGAGAGCCAGAAGCUGCGUGGUGGGCCCCGGAUUUCCUUGCCCCUGCAGAAAAACAAAACCACAUACGAGAAGGAGGAGAGGAGGAGGAGGAAGAAGAAGAACCAGAACCACCAGCAGCGUGUGAGCUUCAGAUCUGCUUGGUCCCCGUCUUUAGCGCUUGGCAUUUAUUUAAUCAGUGCAUUGAGAUUAAUACAUUCUGCGCUCUCUCUUUAUAUUACUUUUUGAGGGGCUGCUUCUGCUGCUUGCUUGCUUCCUCCCUCCCUCCUUCUCUCCCCCGCGAGCCCGGAUCGCGACCCACACAGCAAGAAAAGCACUUGACAGAUCAAGCAGCGAUCGAGCUCAAUCAAAGGCAGCGACCCUCGCCGCCACCCCUGCGCCGCCGAUCCGCGUUGACAGGCGGCGAGAGCAACAGCAGCGCCGCGGCAGCCCUUGUUACCCCCACCCCGCGCCUCAUACACACAGCCAGCCCUUGGAGGAAGGGAAGCAAAUAACAGAGAAGAGGGAGGGUAACGCAGCAGCAAGCGCACCGCAGAAAUAAGGAAGAAGGAACGCCGCUUCUCUUGCACAGGCAUCAUGUGGGUCUGUUUGUAAGAGGGGUGGUGGGGGGGCCGAUCCCCUCUCCUUCCCUCCCCCACCCCGCUCUCCCCUCUCAGCACACGCUUAGGCACGGGCACACGCACCGACAAGGAAGAGGAGGCGAGGGAGCCGCAGAGGCCGCGGGAAUAAUCAGAGAAUUGAUUGUGAGAAAAGGAAAGCAGAAGAAAUAUUUCCUGACAAGAUGGCCGACUUGGAGGCUGUGCUCGCCGAUGUGAGCUACUUGAUGGCUAUGGAGAAAAGUAAAUCUACUCCUGCGGCCAGAGCAAGCAAGAAGAUUGUACUACCUGAGCCAAGCAUCCGCAGUGUUAUGCAGAAAUACUUGGAAGACCGGAGUGAGGUGACCUUUGACAAGAUAUUUUUGCAGAAGAUUGGGUUCCUGCUGUUCCGGGAUUUCUGCCUGAAUCAGGUGGAGGAGGCCAAACCCCUGGUGGAAUUCUAUGAAGAGAUCAAAAAGUAUGAGAAGCUGGACUCCGAUGAGGAACGAGCUAUUAAGAGCCGCCAGAUCUUUGACACAUACAUCAUGAAGGAACUGCUGUCCUGCUCUCACCCCUUCUCCAAGAUGGCCACAGAGUAUGUGCAGACCCGCCUCAGCAAGAAGCAAGUUCCACCUGAUCUUUUCCAGCCGUACAUUGAAGAGAUCUGCCUGCGUCUGCGUGGGACUAUCUUCCAGAGGUUCAUUGAGAGUGACAAGUUCACACGCUUCUGCCAGUGGAAGAAUGUGGAGCUGAACAUCCAUCUGACCAUGAAUGACUUCAGCGUUCACCGGAUCAUUGGCCGCGGCGGUUUUGGCGAGGUCUAUGGCUGCCGGAAAGCAGACACGGGAAAAAUGUAUGCCAUGAAGUGUCUGGAUAAGAAGCGAAUUAAGAUGAAGCAAGGGGAGACAUUGGCCCUGAAUGAGCGCAUCAUGCUGUCACUUGUCAGCACUGGGGAUUGCCCCUUCAUCGUGUGCAUGUCGUAUGCCUUCCAAACGCCUGACAAGCUCAGCUUCAUCCUGGACCUCAUGAAUGGAGGUGACCUACAUUAUCACCUCUCCCAGCAUGGGGUUUUCUCCGAGACCGAAAUGCGUUUCUAUGCGGCAGAGAUCAUCCUGGGGCUGGAGCACAUGCACAACCGCUUUGUGGUGUAUCGUGACCUCAAGCCAGCCAACAUCUUGCUGGAUGAGUUUGGCCAUGUCCGCAUCUCGGAUCUGGGGCUUGCUUGCGACUUCUCCAAGAAGAAGCCUCACGCCAGCGUCGGCACGCAUGGGUACAUGGCGCCAGAAGUGCUGCAGAAGGGCGUCGCCUACGAUAGCAGCGCUGACUGGUUCUCUCUAGGCUGCAUGCUCUUCAAACUACUGAGGGGGCACAGCCCCUUUCGGCAGCACAAGACUAAGGACAAGCACGAGAUCGACCGCAUGACCCUCACGAUGGCUGUGGAGCUGCCGGAGUCCUUCUCACCUGAGCUGCGCUCUCUGCUGGACGGGCUGUUGCAGAGAGAUGUCAACCGUCGCCUAGGUUGCAUGGGCCGCGGGGCGCUUGAGGUGAAGGAGAGUCCCUUCUUCCAGGGUCUAGAUUGGCAGAUGGUUUUCCUCCAGAAGUAUCCUCCCCCCUUGAUCCCACCACGUGGAGAGGUGAAUGCAGCCGAUGCUUUUGACAUCGGUUCCUUUGAUGAAGAGGACACCAAAGGAAUUAAGCUAUUGGAUAGCGACCAGGAGCUCUAUCGCAAUUUUCCACUCACCAUCUCAGAGCGCUGGCAGCAGGAGGUGACAGAGACCGUUUUUGACACCGUCAAUGCUGAGACUGACAAGCUGGAGGCCCGCAAAAAGGCCAAGAACAAGCUGUUGGGUCAUGAGGAAGAUUAUGCCCUGGGCAAGGACUGCAUCAUGCAUGGCUACAUGUCAAAACUGGGGAACCCUUUCCUCACUCAGUGGCAGAGGCGAUACUUCUAUCUCUUCCCAAAUCGGUUGGAGUGGCGCGGAGAGGGAGAAUCCCCGCAGUCCCUGCUCACUAUGGAAGAGAUCCAGUCAGUGGAGGAGACGCAGAUAAAGGAUCGAAAGUGCAUCCUGCUGAAGAUCAGGGGAGGCAAGCAGUUUGUCCUGCAGUGUGAUAGCGACCCGGAAUUGGUGCAAUGGAAGAAGGAGCUGCGUGAUGCCUACCAGGAAGCUCAGCAGCUGCUGCAAAGGGUGCCCAAAAUGAAACAUAAGCCACGCUCUCCGGUGGUGGAGCUCAGCAAGGUCCCCCUGAUCCAGCGCAGCAGCAGCAGCACCAACGGCCUCUGACCCUCCUCACGUUCCUCUCCCAUCCUUAAUUUAUUCGGCUGGGUUUGUCCACCGCCCCCACCCUCUCUCCUGUCUCUCUUUACUGAUCGUUGUGACGUCCACCCCAGCCCCCUGGGGUAUUGUAGUGAGGGGGUGGGGCAUCCAGAAGGUGUGGGACAGGCUUCCCCAUUCCCCACCCUGCCCCACCCCCCAGCACAAGGGGAUUGAUAACCAUUUAAGGGAAAGGAGCCUGGUUGGUAAGGCGGAUAAGAGUCUGCCCGUCCCCCACUAAAGCAAGGCUGGGAUUAAGGCCCUGCCUCUCUAUAGGACCAAUGGAAGAUGUCCUCAGGUGUGCCAUGCAUCUUGAGCCCUUCCUUCUUCCUCCCUGUGGUGCCAAACAUGUGCUAGUGCACCCAUGAGGAGCAUCAUGGAGCCUGAGCACUUAGGCCUUGCUCCCCAUGGGGUGCGUGGAAGGCAUAUCCUUUGAGUUAGUCCCGUUAGUCCCCAUUAGCAGGGAUGAAGAGAAAUCUGCGUGACAAUCUGAAUUCCAGCCCUUUGACCUUCCAGCGCCAGGCUCCGAUGAGGGUUCUGCAGCAGAUCCUGCCAAAAGAGUACUCUGGUUCUGGCAGGGAGAGUGCAUUUUUCACUGCCUCUACCUUUUGCUCAAAAUGUAUUGGUUAGGCAGCCGUUGUGCCAUAAGCAUCCCUUUCAGGAUUGGCUGGGUUUCCACUCUAAGGGGUGAUAAGGAAUUGCCUUGAAACUAUUACCCACUAACAGCUAUUUCCAGUGAAAAUGAAGGCUUACUCCUGUUCUCUUCCCUUUCCUGAGUUCAGGUCCUUAACCCUUUACCUACGCCCUCUUCUUGUCCCUCGAGCUGCCAUUCCACAUCUGAAAAUCCUGACCCGGGGCGCUCACUGCUCCUGCAGCAGCCUUAGGAAUCGCGAUCCUCUGCCUGUGCUCUUCUGCUACCCUAGGCUUGAGCAGGCGUUCUCAAUCAACUGUGCCAAAUUUCAAGAUGAUUUUUGUGCCCGUCCCACUUGGCCCAGUGGAGAGAGUGUAAAGUCAUACUCCCUGUAACUCCUCGGCCGGAUCUGGGGCAAGUUCCUUGCAUUUGACUUGCCCCAAACUGUAUUAUUGCCUCUGACGUGUCUCCUUGGGGUAGGGGGAGAACUGCCUCUGCUCUGCCCUCUCCACUGCCAAACCCCAUCCUGCUUUGCUGUGGAAAGAGAGAGGGGCAGGAGGCUUCAUGCCAAAAGAGAUUCUGAGCCCUCUGCCCAGGGCCUCUUCGAGUGGGGGCUGGAGUGGGGGGCGCAGGAGCUGGAAGCUCAGCCUGGAUGAGGCCCUGUGCCAACUCCCAUGUGUUUGAAGGAUUUUGUAAAUAUCUCUGUGCCAAGGGGCCAGGCUGAGUUUGAAAAACUGGGCCCACUCUUCCUCUCCUUUCCAGUAUGCCUUGUAUGAACAGCGUUGCCCCCUCCCCUAGCAGUGUUAUGAUUUCUCCCACAGGAUGGCGAGAAAUCUCAGGUUGAAUUCACCCUGUGUCCCUCUUCCCCCUUCCACUUGCGGUUAGCAGAGGGGCUGGGGUGGAUGGGUUUUGGUUGGGGCUCAGCUCUCGUCCCCAUGGUCUCAUGCCCCAAGCGCAUGCGAUUGCCUCUGCUGCAUGCCCUCACCCCCACCCCCCUGUGAUGAGUUUUGCCUGUUCUGCCACCUAAACGCCCACAUUCCUUCCAAGGUUUACGGCCCUGGAAGGGGAGAGGUGGAACGAAGCCCCUUUCCCUGCAGUGUUUGUAAAUAUUGAUCUCUGGUUUGUCUCUCUGGGUUAUUAUUAUGGAUUUUUUGCCGAUUUUUGAAUGUGAUUUUAAUGAGUGGGAUAAAGACUGUUUUUAUAAUAAAAAAAAUCCAAAACCCACAACUGUAGAAUGGAUAGGCUCUUCUGUGGCCUUCAUUAGCAGCGCGCAUAAAACAAGUCACUGAUGUAGAUUUAAGCUUACAUAUGAAGGUGGCUUACAUCGAGUCCGGGCAUUUGAAGCCCAGCAUUGUCUAUUCUGUCUGGCAGACAGGCUCUCCAAGAACUUAGUUAAGGGCCUUGCCCAGUCAGGCCUGAGAUUAUUUAGACUGGAGACUAUUGAAUCCUGGACCUUAUGCAUGCAAAGAAUGUGUUCUGUCAUAA
This is a messenger RNA of Elgaria multicarinata webbii, 5034 nucleotides long. RefSeq names its product G protein-coupled receptor kinase 2 (gene GRK2). Gene Ontology annotation, biological process: G protein-coupled receptor signaling pathway; desensitization of G protein-coupled receptor signaling pathway; regulation of the force of heart contraction. Bases 813 to 2888 code for a protein of 691 amino acids. Lineage: Eukaryota; Metazoa; Chordata; Lepidosauria; Squamata; Anguidae. The record is from RefSeq and is a predicted model, not a curated record. Gene Ontology annotation, molecular function: ATP binding; G protein-coupled receptor kinase activity; G protein-coupled receptor binding. The transcript has 21 exons.